Messenger RNA from Rhea pennata, 2668 nucleotides. It is a transcript of the gene ACSBG1, whose product is annotated as acyl-CoA synthetase bubblegum family member 1. Gene Ontology annotation, cellular component: membrane; endoplasmic reticulum. Gene Ontology annotation, molecular function: long-chain fatty acid-CoA ligase activity. The transcript is spliced from 14 exons. Lineage: Eukaryota; Metazoa; Chordata; Aves; Rheiformes; Rheidae. Bases 1 to 2154 code for a protein of 717 amino acids. The record is from RefSeq and is a predicted model, not a curated record.
AUGGCGAGCGAGGAAGAAGCCUCACAGUCCAGGCGGCUAACAAAGCCGCCUCGUUUUCUCGUUCUCCUGCUGCUGCUUUCACCGCUGUGGAUCCUACUAGCGUUGCUUGAUAAGUUUUUGAUAGGUAUCUUUUCUUUUAGAACAUUUACAGAUGCACAGACUGUCUCUAAAGAUUUACGUGUUCAUUUUGAGAAGACCCAAGAUGAAGGCAAAGAGCCAACAGAAUCUUUAUGGACUUCCUUUGCUGAUGGCAGAAUCAGACUGAGAAUAGAUAAUUCAUGUCCGCAGACUCCAAUAACAGUUCAUCAGAUGUUCAAAGAGAGCCUAGAAAAAUACGGGUCUCUUAAUGCUUUGGCCAGCAAAAAGAAUGGAAAGUGGGAGAAGAUCACGUUUUCAGAGUAUUAUUGCCAGUCCCGGAAAGCAGCCAAAAGUUUCAUAAAGCUUGGUCUUGAACGAUUCCACAGUGUAGGAAUCCUUGGAUUUAAUUCUCCAGAAUGGUUCAUUUCAGCUGUUGGAACUGUUUUUGCUGGAGGAAUUGUCACAGGAAUAUAUACAACCAACUCUCCAGAGGCCUGCCACUACAUUGCUCAUGACAGCAAAACCAAUAUCAUGGUUGUGGAAAAUCAGAAACAAUUGGACAAGAUAAUGCAGAUCUGGAAUCGUCUGCCACAUUUGAAAGCUGUUGUGCUAUAUAAGGACUCCAUGCCAGAGAGACAUCCCAAUUUGUAUACGAUGGAAGAAUUUCUGGAGUUGGGAAAUGACAUAACUGAUGCUACUUUGGAUGAUAUCAUUAACUCCCAAAAGCCAAAUCAGUGCUGUGUGCUAAUAUACACAUCUGGAACAACUGGGAAGCCAAAAGGAGCCAUGCUGAGUCAUGAUAAUAUAACUUGGACAUCAGCACAUUGCAGCAGAGCAGGAGGUAUGCAACCUGCAGAGGUCCAACAGGAGUCUAUAGUCAGUUAUCUCCCACUCAGCCAUAUAGCUGCACAGAUAUAUGACCUGUGGACAGGAAUCAAGUGGGGAGAGCAAGUUUACUUUGCUGAGCCGGAUGCUUUAAAGGGCAGCUUGAUCAGCACACUAAAAGAAGUGCAGCCAACGUCUCAUAUGGGAGUUCCCCGAGUAUGGGAGAAAAUCAUGGAGAAAUUAAAGGAUACUUCUGCUCAGUUGGGAUUUAUGAAGAAGAAAAUGCUUUCAUGGGCUAUGUCAGUAAGCUUAGAGAGAAACUUAAACUGCUCAAGCAGUGAUUUAAAGCUGUUUUGGACAAGGUUAGCAGACUACUUGGUGCUUGCAAAAAUCCGCAAUGCGCUGGGUUUUUCUUGCUGUCAGAAGCACUUUUGUGGUGCUGCUCCUCUCAAUGCAGAAACACUGAAUUUCUUCUUGGGUCUGAACAUCACCUUGUAUGAGGCCUAUGGGAUGAGUGAGACCACAGGCCCACACUGCCUAUCUGGGCCAUAUAUUUAUAGGCAGCACAGCUGUGGUAAACCAGUACCUGGUUGUAAAGUAAAAUUGGUGAAUGAAGAUACAGAAGGCAAUGGAGAAAUCUGUUUCUGGGGAAGGACUGUUUUCAUGGGUUAUUUAAAUAUGGAAGAUAAAACAAAAGAAGCCUUUGAUGAAGAUGGAUGGCUGCAUUCUGGAGAUUUAGGAAAACUAGACAAAGAUGGCUUCCUCUAUGUCACUGGAAGAAUUAAAGAUUUAAUUAUUACAGCGGGAGGUGAAAACGUGCCUCCAAUUCCAAUUGAAGAUGCUGUCAAAAAAGAACUUCCAAUUGUUAGUAAUGCCAUGGUGAUUGGAGAUAAAAAGAAGUUUUUGUCAAUGUUGCUGACCCUAAAGAGUGUCCUGGAUCCAGAUACGUCUGAUCCUACUGACAUCCUUACUGAGCAAGCUAGAGACUUCUGCCAGAAGACUGGCAGCAAAGCCACUACGGUGUCAGAGAUUGUAGCUACGAGAGACCGGGCUAUCUACCAGGCCAUUCAGGAAGGAAUCGACAAAGUCAACAUGAAUGCAACUAAUAAAGUUCAUUGUAUUCAAAAAUGGAUAGUCCUGCCAAGAGAUUUUUCCAUUUCUGGAGGAGAACUAGGUCCAACAAUGAAGUUAAAACGGCUCACUGUGCUUGAGAAAUACAAAGAUGAAGUAGACUCCUUCUAUGAAGAGUAAGAAGCAUUUCUUCCAAGCAUUAAAUAGAUCUAUGAGCUAAAGAAAGUAUUUUCUAAUCAGUAGCAUUAAGGAAGAUUUGUGCUGUUUUGCAGUCUAUUGAACUGAUGCACUUGAGAACUGCUGUUAAUUUUGUUAUUCCCCUGAUAUUCCCCCGAUUGAUAGUUUAUACUCUGCUACAGAAGUAUCUAUUCAGACUAUUUUCUAAUACUGAUUUUCCUUUAGGUCCUAAAUGGAGAAAGUUAAACAUCUUAAUUAGUUGUGUUAAGUGGGUAUAACUAAUUCAUUCAUCUGGACUGAAAUAGAAGGAAAAUGAUUACACUAAUUGUUGUUGUUGUUGCUCUGCAAAAGGCUGCCUGUACUCAUGUUGUAUUUUGGUAGAUCAGUAGUUAACAGCACUGUUCACUAAAAAUGCUAUUGCACAGUGAUAAAGCUGAUUAUUAAAAGAUCUGCAGGCCUAUUUCCCCCUCCCCGAAGUGUAUAUUUUUGUUCUCUUAACAUAAAAUUUAAGAGCCUA